AUGAAUCAACUGACGUUGAGACCGCGCAAAGCGGUGGAGCCGGAACCAAUGGAGAAUUGGGACGACGACGAUUUGGAGAUUGGAGGAGACGAUCUCACCUUUCGGAGCGCGUCAUUAGCUACCACUUCAGCUUCACAGCACAGAGACUCUAUAUCAUCCAGGUUAUCUAUUCGAUCAGACUUCGAUUCGAAUCACGGAGAUGAGGAAAAGCAAGUUCAUGUGCCCGGAGAUGACGAACGCUCGACCAUCGAUGCCAUAGCGACAGCCACCAAAGCCGGCAUCCCCAUACCACAAAACGUUCCUGCUUCGGCUCUGUUGGGCGGCACCAUAAAACGACUUGGAGGCAGAAAGAUCAAAAAGAUGAUCCAAGAAGACUGGGAAGAUGGAGAUCUGGAACUACCUAUGGAUGGCGGAUUGCAGAUAAAGCGACAGGAUGGCUCAAACUUCCCGGAUGCGCUGCGACAAGUGAGCGGUCCCACAUCAACGCAAGCAAGUCCAGUGAAACAUCUCCAGCCCGCACCCAAAUUCAACAUAAGCCCACGACCCGAUCUAAGGCCAAAGCCAGCCUCAUCCAAUCUUCUUGACCGUUUCCGUAAUGAAGAAGAGGAUGACUUCUUCGGAGAUGGAGGGGAUACAAUCAAGGUCGUGAAGAGCCGCCAAGUACCGAGAUUGAUACCUCUUAUAACUCCGCCCACUCCACAGAAGGGAGAAAAGUCCGCGAAAGCCGAGGACGACUUCGAAGAAGACCUUCAACUGCCUACAGAUGGCGAGCCUCUGAAGCUGUCCACUCGUCGGGAAAUCCCCAAGACACCUGCGAGUUCGCAAGACGAUUUCGACGAAUGGGGCGAAGGUGGUAGUCUUGGAACGAGAAAUGGUGGCAAACGAGAUCGUACAUCCAAUAGAAGCUCUUCUGCAUCUGCUCUUAGUCCCAGCGUAUCCAGCUCGCUGACAAUUGAAAGUGAGGACGAAGGUCUUGAUGGGCUUGUACUACCAACCGGGCCAAUUCCAUUCGAGGAUAUCUUGAAGAGAAGACAGCAGGAUCGGUCGCCUGAUCAUCAGCUCGAAGACAAGCCAGCAAGUAAAGCUGCAGAAGUUAAGGAGGAUUUCUUGUCUGGCCUUGAGAUUGGAGAUGGAGAUGUGUUUGACUCUAGCAAGCUCACUCUCAAUCGCAACAUCAAGCUGAAGACUACUCGUCAGACAAGUCCGACACGACCAAAAACGGCGGUCUCAUUGAUUUUUACUAACAACAAGCCUGCGUCGGCUGGCCCAUCGCGCCUUCCUCGUCCACUGAUUGGUCACGAACGUGCACCUUCUGCUCUCGAACCUGUUUCUGAAAGUGCGAAACCAUUAGGCUCACGCUAUGAGAGACCGCCUUCCCGUACGGAUAGCAGCAGACCUAACUCAGUGUCUCGGCCCAAGACUCCCGUCGAGCGUGAUCGUUCCGGAGCCGAAUCAAGUAUGUCCCAUGCCAGAAAGAAUCCCGUACCUUUUCUACCAGCAGGUGCAUCAGGUUCCCAGUCCCACCAUGUCACAAUCAAAACCUCACGUCACUUCCGCCGUCAUGAUUCCGAAUCUUCUAAUGCCAGUUUCGAGCUGCGGCCGUCCUCUCGAGCCGUUUCGAGGUCAACUAUGAGGUCGCCAAGCCCCCGACGCAGGGGCGCGGAAGCAUUGGCCAAGGAUGCGGCCGUCAAGCGACAGAUCACAAAGCCUGUAAGACGUAGGCACUUUGGUGAUGGAUUCGAGUUGGACGGGUUUGAUGAUCUACCUACAUCUCGAGACACCGAACAACGCUUCAUGAAAGAGCCUGUUGGUCGUGGCCCACCAAAGCAGUCAGCCCUGCGCAACAAAAUCCACCAGGAAACCUUGCCAUCUCGAACCACAACGCCGGCUCCACUCACACCAUACUCCGCCAGAUCGAGAGAUGAAUUGCCCCGAUUUGCUCGGGAUACAAAUGCUAGUCGCAUGGCAAGAGAACACUCACUUGCACAACGUGCUCCUUCCGCUCAAGGUGCUCCUCUCGCUGCCUUAACCAAUCAAUGGAAAGCAAAAGUGGCUGCAACGACAGGAUUGAGCAAUGUUCAUGCGCAAGGCCUAAAACCAAAGAAACCUCGAGGCCCUCCACAAAAGCCUCAGCUGAUUAAGCCGCUGGGUAACUUGAACAAUGCAAAAUCUGUCAAAGGAAUGUGGUAUAAUCCCUCCACGUAUCGCUGGGAGGGUAAUGAGAACGACCUCAGCCCCUUUGACCAAGUAUCCACUCCAUCCACGGCAUCUGUUCCCUCUCAUUACUUCCGUGAAAAAGACCAUCAGAUCUAUCGCGAGAAGGAGAAUAGCACACCACGGCCAGCCCUCAUCCAGAAUGUCAACUCGUCGCAAAAUGUACAAGUUGUUGGCGGAAUGGUCUUUGAUCCUCUGCGAAUGUGCUGGCUCAAGAUGCCUACUCAACCGUCUCGAGGCAAGAGCGAUGCCGGUGACACAAUGGACGGUUUCGACGCUUUUGAUGAUGAGGAAGAUGUCUUCAAGGACGUACCCGACCUUGAGGAUAACCCCACCAAAGAAGCUGAAGAAGUCGGUGGCAGAAAAAGCGAAGGGGCCAGUGGCCUGAAAGACGAUUGGCUUGUGGGUGAGGAGUUUGAUGUCGGGCCCGAGUUCGUCAAGCGACAGAGAGAAGAAGAGGAGAGGUGGCGUAGGAAGUGCGAGAAAUGGGUUGGUGCCAUCGUUGAUAGAGGAGGAGAGGAAUGGCGAUGGAGUAUCAGGGAUGUCGUCAACCAAUAAUCAGUAUAUCACGCUGGAGUAGAUCUAUAAGCAUGGAGCAUGGCGUGGACUCUGUAUAUUGAUUUUUGGCUGGACUGGGUCAAGACCUAAGGAGAAAGGGGAGCACUAGUUUGCAUGGGUCAACGGCGCUCUUAAGCAUAUUGAUUGAUCCCUUGGGAUAGAUAUGAUAUGGAUAGUAUCGAUAGAUACUAGGUACGAAUGUUACGACGGUUAUGAUUGUCAUGUCUCGUGGGUGUUCUGGAAUUACCUUUUGUGUCGAGGUCCAUUUUGACCCCUGACCAGCUCUUCUAGAAAAGCAUCUUGUAGAUUUAUUUAAUACCAUACCCU
This is a messenger RNA of Mollisia scopiformis, 3099 nucleotides long. RefSeq lists its product as uncharacterized. Gene Ontology annotation, molecular function: GTPase activator activity. The transcript is spliced from 4 exons. Gene Ontology annotation, cellular component: SIN/MEN two-component GAP complex; mitotic spindle pole body. The coding region runs from base 1 to 2772 and encodes 923 amino acids. The record is from RefSeq and is a predicted model, not a curated record. Lineage: Eukaryota; Fungi; Ascomycota; Leotiomycetes; Helotiales; Mollisiaceae. Gene Ontology annotation, biological process: regulation of Ras protein signal transduction; mitotic spindle orientation checkpoint signaling.